This is a messenger RNA of Camarhynchus parvulus, 642 nucleotides long. It is a transcript of the gene LDLRAD1, whose product is annotated as low density lipoprotein receptor class A domain containing 1. Gene Ontology annotation, cellular component: plasma membrane. The record is from RefSeq and is a predicted model, not a curated record. Gene Ontology annotation, molecular function: protein binding. NCBI's taxonomy places the organism in Eukaryota, Metazoa, Chordata, Aves, Passeriformes, Thraupidae. The transcript has 6 exons. The coding region runs from base 1 to 642 and encodes 213 amino acids.
AUGAACAAAACUCAUCCCCAGAGAAACGGUGAUGUAGCUACUUUUGGUUCAACAGAGUCCUCUGGAAAAAGAGGCUGCUGCCAUCCCUGUGGUGCCCGCUGCCAUCCCUGUGGUGCCCGCCCUGGCUGCACACAGAGGCACCUCUGCAUCUCUGCCCUGGCACUGCUCGUCCUCGCGGCCGCCGUGGCCUCGGUGGUGGCAGCCCUGGCACUCCUGCCACGGGCACCAGUGAACCGCCUCUGCACAGCCCCUAAUAACAGGACAGGCUUCUUGUGUGACGACAGAGUGACUUGUGUCCCUGCCAGCUGGGUCUGUGACAGAGUCAGCAACUGCAGGAACGGAGAGGAUGAGCAGGAGCAGCUCUGUGGUGACUUACCCCACAGCCUCCCAGGGUACCUGGUUUUCUACUGCAGCAACCCCAGAUCCUGGGUCUAUGCUGACCAGAGGUGCAAUGGGAUGAACGACUGCGGGGACUGCUCUGACGAGUCGUGGAGCUUGGCCGCCUGUCCCCCAUGUGGGCAGGAGUGGUGGAGCUGCAGCCCCGUGCAUUUCGAGUUCUGCUCCUGCAUCCCCCGGAGGCUGUGCCGGGACGGAAUCCAGCACUGCCUGGGCUGGUCUGACGAGUUCCUCUGCCCAGCCUGA